This is a messenger RNA of Solanum lycopersicum (tomato), 2227 nucleotides long. RefSeq names its product cyclin-T1-3. NCBI's taxonomy places the organism in Eukaryota, Viridiplantae, Streptophyta, Magnoliopsida, Solanales, Solanaceae. Gene Ontology annotation, cellular component: cyclin/CDK positive transcription elongation factor complex; nucleus. The record is from RefSeq and is a predicted model, not a curated record. Gene Ontology annotation, molecular function: cyclin-dependent protein serine/threonine kinase activator activity. Gene Ontology annotation, biological process: positive regulation of DNA-templated transcription, elongation; regulation of transcription by RNA polymerase II.
UAUUAAGUGGAGAAGUAAUAUAAUCUUUGUUGAUUGAGGGCUUUCUAAUAUAAUUUUUGCUUGUUUAUUGUUUUGGCCUGCUCGAAUUUUUUCUAUUAUAAAUUUUAAAUCUUUUCUUUUUUUUGUUUUUGGGCAGUGUUUUGUAUAGAAAAGCUUUUUAAAUAAUUGUUUCGAAUCAAGACAAUUAAGAGUUGUUUACAAGGAUUAUUCUGAAGUUUGUGCUGUUAACGAAUUCGAGGAUCAUUCUCAUAAUUGAGAAAUCUGAAAUAGCGGAAAUAGCACAAACUCUGAGGGUGAUUUCAUAUAGAUGCAGCCUCUAUCUUUAUCUGAAUAUCUAUUUUGAACAAACAACUUAUUCUGUUCCAUAGCUAAAAGAAGGAAAGAACGUGGCACAGCAACUAUCAGAGAAACCAUCUAGUAUGCACAUUCAAGAAAAAUCCGUGUCUUAUACCCAAAGAUGGUACUUCACUACAGAAGAAAUAGAAGACCACUCUCCAUCAAGAAGGGAUGGAAUUGAUUACGAAAAAGAGUCUCAUCUAAGGAAGUUGUACUGCGUGUUCCUGCAAGAGCUUGGGAUAGAGCUUAAAGUGCCUCAAGUGACAAUAGCUACUGCAAUGAUGUUGUGCCAUCGCUUUUACAUGCGCCAAUCUCAUGCAAAGAACCACUGGCAGAUUGUCGCAACUGUGAGCAUGUUCCUUGCUGGUAAAGCUGAAGAAACACCACGCUGGCUGAGUGAUCUUGUUGUUGUUGCCUACAAGCUUGUAUAUAAAUGGGAUCCAUCAGCUCCGCUGAGGAUCAGGCAGAAGGAUAUUUAUGAUAAGGAAAAAGAAUCAGUUGUAGCUGGUGAGAGAAUGUUGCUUGUCACAGUUGCUUUUGAUCUUAGCAUCCAACAUCCUUACAAGGCACUUGUUGCUGCUAUGAAGAGGUUGGAAAUUUCUAACAAUGAGAUGGUCAAAGUAGCCUGGAAUUUUGUGAAUGAUUGGCUUCGCACAACACUGUGCUUGCAGUACAAGCCCCAUUAUGUCGCUGCUGGUUCCAUGUUCCUUGCUGCUAAAUUUCUGAAGGUGAAAUUGCCUGCCAAAAAAGGGAAUCCCUGGUGGAUGCAGUUUGACGUUGCUCCGAAGAAGUUAGAAGAGGUUAUUCAAAAGAUGCUUCAGUUACUGGAGCAGAAUCAGAAACAAGUAACACCAUCCACUUCCAGCAAGUUGACCGAAUCAAAACCUGUUGCUGAAAAGGCUACAUCAAGCAUCGCAGAGUCUUGUAUCUCAAGUGUGUCAGUUGUUGCUCAAGAAUCCAGGAAUAUUGGAUUGGUAAAGACUAGAGGACUAUCUACAUCUGUGACAUCCAAAUUCAUUGAGAAAGCAUCCUGCAACAGCAUCAACACUGUCAAAGAGGAGACAGAGCAUUGGGAGACUAGUGAGUGUGGUAGUGCAAACAGUGCAGUUGAGAAUGGUGUUUGUCAGCCAGUAAAGAAUGAGGGCGGAAAAGAAAUUUGCCAUGCUGUCUCUGUUAGUGAUCACAAUGGAAAAUUUGAUAUUGAUCGAAUCAAGGAGAGAUUGAAGAGACGGAAAUUGGAGCAGAGUUCAAUGAAGAAAUCAUCCAUGUAUGACGAGAUCGAUAGUGAGGGUUGGAUUGAGAGAGAGCUGGAAAAUUUGGAAUAGUGUCACUUUAUGCUUGUCCAUUCGAUGAAAUAGUUUUUGUGGUAGUAUAAGCAGAAAAAGAAAACAGGAUCACACUUAUAUGAUGCACUGUAAUUAGGAAGGUGCAGAUGUGAAAACUUUCAGCUAAGAAGUUAGAAAUUCAGAAACUGCUCCCAGCUAUGGUAACAUAUCUAUCUUGGUUCAACUCUUGUUUAGCAGAUAAUGGACCCCCAUACAAGGUCUACUGUGCAUAAUAUUGGCUCUUCAUGCCUUGACGUUUUUUAAUAUAAAGGGUGUGAUUUUAUGCAAGUCCAUUUUACAUGCUAAGCUAAAAUACCACUGUUCAGCCUCUUUUUGAGCUCAGUAGAAUUUUACUGUUUAAAGAUGUUAUGCCCCAGAUAGAGAGGAUAAAAUACAUAUUUGUUGAGCUAUGCGUUGAAUAAGAUAAUACAAUGGAGAGUCGCGCAAUAUUAAUCCUCUGCCAGAAAAGGAAGAGAAGUGAUAGAAAGGAGCUCGCAUUUUUGAAAAGAAACCAUUUUGUAAGGAUGUAAAAUGGGAAGGAAUUGUUUGUGGAAGGUAAGCGAAAA